Colletotrichum spaethianum is the source of this 612-nucleotide messenger RNA. RefSeq lists its product as uncharacterized. NCBI's taxonomy places the organism in Eukaryota, Fungi, Ascomycota, Sordariomycetes, Glomerellales, Glomerellaceae. The record is from RefSeq and is a predicted model, not a curated record. The transcript has 2 exons. Bases 1 to 612 code for a protein of 203 amino acids.
AUGUCCCCAACUGGCGGUGUAGGAAAUUUCCACACUCCCGAGGUGCAUGGCAUUUCGAAGGUCUACCAGGUUCACAACAGACCUGGCAGCCAGCUCAACGCAUCUGUUUCACCAAGCUUCACUGGCCCCACUGCCACUACUGUACAGAAGCCACGGCUCCAGGGGAAAGAUUUUGAGCCCUCAAAUCACUUAGUCGAGAUGAUGACGGAUCAGGCGAUGGUGUCGCUUCCUGUCGCUUUCAAGAGCAACACCAAGAACAUCUCCGAAUCAGGUGUUCUACUACAACAAGAUAACACCUCCUCCUUUGCGAUCCUGACUGAUGAUGAUCUCGUAUCUCCUACUAUGCUGAGAAGUCGCAAUCCUUCUCGAAAACAAAAGCUUGACGAAAGCGAUGAGGAAUACCAACCUCUUCCCAAGAGACCUCGCAAGACGGAUGCCAGGAAGUCUAAUUCCCGAAGCAAGAAUGUCAUUUCUCUUCAGUCAGCCCUGCCGCAGCCACAGCCUGCUACUCAGCCGCAGACGGGCACUGCAGGCACACUUCAGCCUGUUAAGCGUGGUCGAGGCCGCCCACGCCCCAGGACCUCACUGCUGAACCAGCUUGGGCUCAAUUAG